Messenger RNA from Ruditapes philippinarum (Manila clam), 655 nucleotides. Its product is annotated as caprin-2-like. Bases 21 to 629 code for a protein of 202 amino acids. The transcript has 2 exons. The record is from RefSeq and is a predicted model, not a curated record. Gene Ontology annotation, molecular function: protein binding. Lineage: Eukaryota; Metazoa; Mollusca; Bivalvia; Venerida; Veneridae.
GGAUUGUUUAUCAUAAAACAAUGUUCAAUAAAAUUGUAAUUCUUUUUCUUGUUCUCGGAGCAAAUAAAGUGAAUAGCCUACUGUUAGAUGAACAGCCGGACAGCAGUGUUCUUCAGCUGUUGGUGAAACUAGAAGCUGAUGUUAACAAUAAUAAAGCUCAACUUAAAGAACUACAGGAAGCAUGUACAUGUUCAGGCUCUAACAAGGAUCACAGCACAGCGUUUAUGGCAUCACUAGGUCAUCGUAUUACCGGAUGCUUAUCGGAACAUCCUGUAAUAUUUGACCAGGUCAAACUGAAUCAAGGCUCGGGCUACGAUAACAGACAUGGAACAUUUCGUGCACCAGUUAACGGAACAUAUCAGAUAAGUGCCACGUUGUCAUCUACACCGAACAACGUUGGUUUCCAUGUAGCGUUCGUGAAAAACCUAGCUAGUAACAGUGUUGGAUAUCUGUAUGCUGAUGCCAACCAACCUCACUGGCAGGAAAAAAGUACCUCGCUAGUAUUACACCUGAACGCCGGAGACGAUGUCUGGAUAUCAUGUUUAAGCGACAGUACAAUUCAUGGUGACCAGACCGGAACUUCAGCAUUUCAUUCUCAUUUUUCUGGCUUUCUUAUAUCAAAAGAUUGAAAAAAUAAACCAGUUAUUGAUAACUA